GCGGAUCCUUUCAUUCAGCCAGUGUCUCUUCUUUCAUGGAGCUUAAGCUCAGCUCUGCUCUGGUAGGGUUUCUCCCUCUGCGAGGUCUCUCGCUUUCAUCCGGCAACUAAACCGUGUGACUUUGUAGUUCGCUUAUUGGAUUCAGUUGCCGGGGAACCUUCGCACUCGAGCUUCACCGCUUUCCUUACGUAGUCUUUGCUGAUCGAAUUCGUGAAGGUUCUGUCCGUUUCUGAGCUUGUCCCCUCCCAUUUGUGGACAAUAGCUCAGGAUUUAAGCGUUUCCAAUUGGGCCUCUAAUGGUAACAAACUGAUUCUGGGGUUUGGUGAAGGAGCCCUGUGUUUAGGGUUUUUAAGGUUUUCUCAGGUGGGCUAAAGUAAGGUGAUGCUGCCCCUAAUGCUUGUCUCUUCUUCCCUUUGCAAUUCACUGCCCUGGUAUGUUCGUGGUUCCUGUGAUUGAGGAAAGCCUGUACAAGUUAAGGGAGCUACUCCUUUUGUAGUAAAAUUGCUUUGAACCUGUAUAGUAUAGGUCUGAUUGUUCUGUAGUUUCUAAAGCAAUUCUAAUGAUGAUGAUGAGCUGGUGCGAAUCGUUUUGCUGUGUAACGCCACAGUUGAUGUAAAACUCUUUGAUGAGCAGGGAAGCCUUGGAACAUAGUUACUUCAUGAUAGUGAGCUCCAGCAAGAACCAAAGUUUGAUGAAUUUUUCCUGUUUGACUGGCCUAUACUUAGAUGAACCAUUCUAAGUUUUCUCCGGUGUUGAAUUUGAGCUGUUGGUCACCCAGAGUAGCUUUAGGGUCUGAAUGUAUUUUUUCAUUUGUUUGACCAUAUUGUGUUUUCCGUUUACAGCUUUGUCCACCGCUUUUGAAAUGUGGAUUUGUUGAGCUUCUAUUUAUUUAUGCAAAUUUUAGGCUUUUUGGCACUGAUACAUUAUUCUUCUAUCAGAUUCUGAGGAUUAGGCUGGCUUGACCUUGCAUCAUAGAGGUAUACUAGAGAAAAAUGAAAAAGAAGAAGAAUCCUUUGGUUUUCAUGGAUGUCUCCAUUGAUGGGGAUCCUGUUGAGAGAAUGAUUUUUGAGCUUUUUCCUGAUGUUGCUCCGAAGACGGCGGAAAAUUUCCGUGCACUUUGUACAGGAGAGAAGGGGAUUGGCCCAAAGACGGGGAAGCUGCUGCACUUUAAGGGUUCAUUCUUCCAUCGCAUUAUUCAAGGUUUAAUGGCUCAGGGCGGUGAUUUUCAUAAGAGAGACGGGAGCAGCGGAGAAAGUAUAUAUGGUGAGAAAUUUCCAGACGAGUCACCCAAACUGAAGCAUGAGGAACCUGGUCUUCUCUCAAUGUCAAUUGCUGACCGUGACGAUUUUGGCUCUCAUUUUGGAAUAACUUUCAAGGCUAAUCACCAUCUUGACAGGAAGUCUGUAGUCUUUGGGAAGCUUGUGCGAGGGCACGAAGUGUUAAAAAGGAUUGAGAAUGUGGGUGACAAGGAAGGCAAACCGACUGUUACAGUGAAAAUAAUUAAUUGUGGUGAAUUAAGUGAAGAUAAAAAGAAAGCAAAUAAGCUGAAGAUAGCAAAGGAUCCAACAUUCGAUGUUAGCAGUAAUGAAGUCCGGAGGAAGGGGAAAUACAAGAAAUCUUCCAGGGAUAGAAGGAAAAAGAGAAAGAGAUACUAUUCAUCUGAUUCUGAGAGUUCAUCUGACAUUGAGACUGAGACAUCUGAAUCUGAUAGUGACUCGGAUUCAUAUCUAUCUUCUUCUUCUGAUCUCAGCUGUUCAAGUGAUGAUAGGUGCAAGAGGAGAAAGAAAUCUUCCAAAAGAGAUAGGUAUAAAUGCAGUAAGAGAUGGGAUAAGCAUCGUGAUAGAAAGCGGAAGAGAAGGGAUAAGAAAUCCAAGCACAAGUCAAGAAGGGUGUCUUCAAGUCCUACAGAUACUGUAAGCGAGACCGGAAGUAGCUCAGAAGAUAACAGCCGUGAUGCUCGUGGGGAACAACCUAAAGAUGUUUCUGCAAAAUCUGCUGCAGAGAAGGAAGUUCCUUUUUUAUGUGAAAAUGGAGGAGAUUCUCCAAAAGAAAAUGGACAGCAGCGUGUUAACGGCAUUGAAGAAGACGGUCAAUACAUCAGAAGUCCAAAUGCACAACCUGAUGAAGUGGAUGACCAUCCAGGCAAAUCUAGCAGGAGCCGGAGCAUGAGCCCUGGAAAAGAUGUUAAUAAGGAUACAAUUUCACCGAGGAGUAUGAACAUGAGUUCUGGUGCAAGUCCCAGGAGUCGUGUAAGUCGGAGUCGAAGCAUAGCUAGUAAAAGCCCAAGCCCACCUUCCAGACGCAGGAGUGGCAAUAAAAGUCCUAUCAAGAGUGGGAAGAGCAGAAGCCCAGCACCGAGCAAAAAGUUUAGAAGUAUUAGCAGGAGUUCUGUGGAAGCCCAUUCUUGUAGAAGUGAUAGCAGGAGUCCUCCGAGGUCCAUUUCUCCUAGGAGCCUAAGUCGAAGCCCCCCAUCAAAAGCAAAAAAUAGUGGUAUUGCAAGGGCUUCAAGAAGCAUAAGCAGAAGCAGAAGCUCCAUGAGAAGAAGCAUUAGCAGAAGCCCAGUUAGGUCUUCUAGGAGAAGCUUAAGCGGGAGCUUGGUGAAGUCGGCCAGGAAAAGUAUUAGCAGAAGUCCAGUAAGGUCUAGCAGGAGAAGCAUUAGUAGAAGCCCGGUGAGAUCUACUAGAAGCAUAAGUAGAAGCCCUCCAAGGUCUACGAGAAGAAGCAUAAGCAGAAGCCCGGUGAGAUCUAGAAGAAGCCCGAGUAGAAGCCCGGUGAGGUCUCGGAGAAGAAGCAUGAGUAGAAGCCCAGUCCAGGCUUCCUGGAGAAGCAUUAGCAGGAGCCCUGUUCGACCUUCACGGAGAAGCAUAAGCAGGAGCCCUGCGCGGAGUUCUCGGAGAAGCAUAAGCAAGAGCCCUGUGCGGAGUUCUAAAAGAAGCAUUAGCAGGAGCCCUGUGCGAACUGCUCGGAGGAGCAUUAGCUGGAGCCCUUUGCGGACUUCUCGGAGAAGCAAAAGGAGAGGCUCAGGUAGACCUCCCUCAAGGCGAAGCAUCAGUAGGAGCCUUAGCCCUCCUGUACGUCAGGCAAGGUCUCCUCCAUCAGAUCGUCGAAGGAGUUAUUCAAGGAGCAUAUCCCCCGAUGGGUUGCCCAAGCGCAUUAAAAGGGGUAGGGGGUUCAGUGAACAUUAUGCUUACGCUCGUUGCUACAGGACUCCGUCUCCAGAUCCUCCAGUGAGGUCUUACCGUCACCGUGACAGGUACUCGAGCUACAGAAGAUACUCCCCUAGGCGGUAUCGGAGCCCUCCACGGGGAAGAACUUCUCUAAGGUACAGAAGCAGAAGAAGCCCUUCAGUCUCACCGAGCCAUCGUUACCGUGGCCGUCGCUAUACCCCAAGCCGUAGCCCUAGUCGCGACCGUUCCCCAGUCAAGAAGUCCCGUUCCCCUCCCCGGGAAAGAUCCUAUUCAAGGAGUUUGAGUCGCUCUGUGUCGAGGUCUUCUCGGGACUCCCCGUCCCCGCCCAGAAGGGCAAGGAAGGACCAUUUGAGGUCUUAACCCCGAAGGGCAAGCAAGGACCAUUUGAGGUCUUCAUCUUCAUCUCUGAGCCCGGCAGGGAAGAAGGGCCUUGUCUACUAUGAUGAUUUGUCUUCAGAAAGGUGAGAGUGGAGUUGUACUAGUGGAACAAUUGGUUCAUAGGGUGCGGCUUGUGAAGCUUACCUGGUCCAUAUAGCCUCUCUUGAGUUAGUAGACUUUCAUGGGUGCAUUUCCUCCGCAGUACAUACCAGUCAUGCACUUGCAGUUUUGACUUUUAGCUUUUGAAUUGCCACUUGAUGCGAAAUGUUGGUUGGCUAUACAUAUGGAGGAUUAUGCUUAUGGCGAUUUGGAGAUGAUGUUCUUGUUUUGGAUUAUUUUAUGCCUCGGUUCCUGA
Molecule: messenger RNA, 3921 nt
Organism: Punica granatum (pomegranate)
Lineage: Eukaryota; Viridiplantae; Streptophyta; Magnoliopsida; Myrtales; Lythraceae
Source: RefSeq, a predicted model, not a curated record